This is a messenger RNA of Exophiala mesophila, 3682 nucleotides long. RefSeq names its product calcium-translocating P-type ATPase, PMCA-type. The transcript has 2 exons. Gene Ontology annotation, molecular function: ATP binding; P-type calcium transporter activity; ATP hydrolysis activity. Bases 266 to 3391 code for a protein of 1041 amino acids. Gene Ontology annotation, biological process: manganese ion transport; intracellular calcium ion homeostasis; calcium ion transmembrane transport. Gene Ontology annotation, cellular component: plasma membrane; Golgi membrane; endoplasmic reticulum. The record is from RefSeq and is a predicted model, not a curated record. NCBI's taxonomy places the organism in Eukaryota, Fungi, Ascomycota, Eurotiomycetes, Chaetothyriales, Herpotrichiellaceae.
GCCAAUUUCAUCACUCUGGAUGCCCGUGCUCUUCUCAUCUGUCUACUUCGUAUACAGUUCACGUCAGCCAGGAGACUUAGCACCAACGAACGGGUGCUGAGCGAGUCACCACACUCGCUUUAUCCUCCACUGUCCCUAUUCCUCGUUGCAGAGGUUCUGUACCGCCAUCUCAACCUCUCUCCGCCUCCUCUUUUGCGGUCGGCAAUCACCUUGAUCCCCGAGCAUGGCCUGUCGCUCGAGGACCUGCAUAUAACGCCAUGAGACUAUGGCAACCCUUUCUGUCCCUUCUCUGCCUCAAUUCAGACCCUCGUCUCCGAGUAGUCGAUCUCAAUCCCCUGCAAGAUUCACAAGCAGCUCGUCAUCAAUAACCUCGUCCUACUCCCUUUUGACCCCCGAAGCCACAGCCGACCAUUUGAACACGUCGCUCAAGGCUGGCUUGCAACAGUCCGAAGCCCACGCAAGACUUCACAAAGAUGGUCCAAAUGAGUUGCCUCAUGAAGAGCCGGAACCUUUGUGGCUGCGGUUUCUGAAGCAGUUCAAGGAAACUCUCAUCUUACUCCUCCUUGGCUCCGCCGGAAUCUCCUUUUUCAUCGGCAACAGAGAUGAUGCCCUGAGCAUUGCCCUCGCAGUUACCAUUGUGGUCACAGUUGGCUUUGUCCAGGAAUAUCGAUCUGAAAAGUCGCUCGAAGCCCUCAAUCGCCUGGUACCCCAUUAUGCCCACGUCAGACGGGCCGGCCUUGGCUCUGGUUCUUCCGCCCUGUCCAGAAGCCAUGGUGAAACCGACGGCAUUGAGAUGAGUGCUGUGCCCAAUGGCGCCGCUGUUCCCCCAGAACAGAAGUCCACAACCACAAUCCCAGCCUCCAAGCUCGUUCUGGGUGACUUGGUCGUCUUCUCCACCGGCGAUCGAGUCCCUGCCGACAUUCGAAUCACCAAAUCGGCCGACCUGACCAUCGACGAGGCGAACCUGACGGGUGAAAACGAACCUGUGGAGAAGCACUCGGCGGCUCUUGACAAGUCUUCCCUCAAGUCCGAGGCUCGCCAUGGAACUCCUGAUCCAUUCAAUGUGGCAGGGACCGUGGGCGCCGACGUCCGUUUGAAUGAACAACACAACAUUGCCUUUAUGGGAACAUUGGUUCGCUCAGGACAUGGUGAAGGCAUUGUCAUCGCCACGGGGGGAAAUACAGAAUUCGGCACAAUCUCUCUCUCCUUGCAAGAAAUCGAGGCGCCAAGAACUCCUCUUCAGCAUGCGAUGGAUCUACUCGGGAAGCAGUUGAGCUACAUGUCAUUUGUGGUGAUUGGCAUCAUCAUGGUCAUUGGUCUCCUCCAAGGGAAGAAGCCUCUCGAUCUAUUCACCAUUGGCGUCUCCCUAGCAGUAGCUGCCAUUCCUGAGGGACUCCCCAUCAUCGUCACUGUCACUCUGGCUUUAGGUGUACUGCGCAUGGCCAAACGUGGCGCCAUAGUACGGAAGUUACCCAGUGUCGAAACCCUGGGUUCGGUCAAUGUAGUUUGCAGUGACAAAACAGGCACCCUCACACUCAGUCACAUGACGGUCAUGAAAAUGUGGCACUUUGACGCUCCCAGACCUUUGAAAAUUGACGUCUCCGCUCAGAUUCCACCGGCGCUGAAGAACAUACUCCGUAUCGGAAAUGUGGCCAACAAUGGGAGACUGGGAGAGACGAAAUCCGGAUCCGCCGCCGUACUGUCAUCUACUAGAGAUAUGUCGGCGACAAACACCAAAAGCAGAUGGCUCGGUCAACCCACCGAUAUUGCCAUGCUGGACUUGUUAGAUUCUUUUGGGGAAGACGACAUCCGUGACGAAAUCGGGCAGCGAGUCAAGGAAACCCCUUUCAGUUCGGACCGGAAAUGGAUGGGAGUGGUCGUGGCAAGCGCCUUGGGCGAAAUGACUAAUGGCCUAGGCUCAGAAACGGCCUACAUCAAAGGCGCCUUGGAACAAGUGAUUGUUCGAUGUGAUACCUAUCUCACAAAGGACGGCCAAGAAUUUGUGAUUGACCAGAAGAGACGACAGGAAGCACAAGAGGCGGCUAAAUCCAUGGCUGAGGAAGGCUUACGAGUGCUAGCUUUUGCCAGUGGCAGCAUCAAGAGAGCAAAACAAGGCAGCCGCAGUUCGACGCCAUCCGGAGACAAGAAAGGCGAGGCUGAUGUAUUUACGGGGCUUUGUUUCGCUGGAUUGGUGGGGAUGAACGACCCUCCUCGGAAAGACGUGCAUCGAUCGAUUCGAAGAUUGUUGAACGGCGGAGUCAAGGUGAUUAUGAUCACAGGCGACGCAGAAACGACUGCGGUGGCCAUUGCCAAGAACCUGGGAAUGCCCAUCAACAGCCCAUCGUCGGCAUCGCGUUCGGUGCUUCGCGGGGACGAGCUGGACCACAUGUCAGAACAAGAACUGUCCGAGGCAAUCGGCCACACGACCAUCUUUGCUCGGACGAGUCCCGAUCACAAGAUGAAGAUUGUCCGCGCUCUUCAGGCCCGGGGAGAUGUCGUUGCUAUGACAGGAGAUGGAGUCAACGACGCUCCCGCUCUUAAAAAGGCGGAUAUCGGUAUUGCCAUGGGCCUGUUGGGGACUGACGUUGCCAAAGAAGCAGCGGAUAUGAUUCUGACUGACGACGACUUUUCGACCAUUCUACGAGCCAUUGAACAAGGCAAAGGCAUCUUCUACAACAUUCAAAACUUUAUCACAUUUCAGUUGAGCACUAGCGUGGCGGCGUUGACGUUGAUUCUGAUCAGUACCAUGUUUGGAUUCCGAAAUCCUCUGAAUGCGAUGCAGAUUCUGUGGAUCAACAUUCUCAUGGACGGACCACCGGCACAAUCACUCGGCGUGGAACCAGUUGAUCCUCGAGUCAUGCAUCAACCACCAAGACCACGCAACGCGAACGUGCUCACAAGACGACUACUCCGACGGGUCAUUACAUCAGCAAUGAUUAUCAUGAUUGGGACAUUGACCAUUUAUCUUCACGAGAUGGUGGAUGAAAAUGAUCCGACAGCAGCAGGCGAAAGUGGUGCAACGCGGGUGCGGCGAAGUGUGGUGACGAAACGCGACACGACCAUGACAUUCACGACAUUUGUUCUUUUCGACAUGUUCAAUGCGUUGACAUGUCGAUCCGAGGCAAAAUCGGUCUUGUUUGGAGAGUUGAAGUUGUUUGGCAACAAGAUGUUCAACUAUGCGGUGGCGGGCAGUCUAGGAGGACAACUGUGUGUGAUUUAUCUACCAUUUUUGCAACGUGUCUUUCAAACUGAGGCACUGGGUCUCUGGGAUCUGUUGACCCUGAUUUGCAUUUCGAGUACAGUGUUCUGGGUUGACGAGGUGAGGAAGUGGGUAGAGAAGAGACGCAACUCUGGACAUUUGCCGAGCAUUGGGUAUUCGGCGACGGUAUAAGAACAGGAGGAGAAGGAGGUGAUGGGGAAAGUAUGGUUGGGUCUAGAUCAUGGACCUGAGUAUAGAUGUUAAGAUGAUCAAAAGUUAUAUUGGCCUGGUGAGUGCGAGUGUGGGAUUGUGAUGUAGUGAGUUGUCCGGCGAAACAUACGUCUUCUGGGUUGAUAUCGUGUAUAUGGCCCAGGUAGAGGAUUAGCUGUCUGUAUACUAUAUAUGACGAUGUCGCAAGCCUCGUUGCGGGAAAUUCCGACUGCGAGUAUGCAUAGAACCCAAUAGAAACAAGAUAAUAUACGC